UGGGGAUGUUGCAGAAGUAUGAAGGUCUGAGUGACACAGAAGAGUGUUUCUUUUUUCUUCGUAACAGUACAUCUACCAUCCUUCACUGCAUUUCCAAAUGAGAGAAAACCUUUAACAGGAGCCAACAUGAGUUUGAAGAAACUGAAGUUCUUUAAGUUUAAGGGCUUCGGCAGUUUAACAAAUAUCCCGCGAUCUCUGUCAAUCCGACGUUCGUCAAGCAGUUCUGAAAGCAAGAAGAAAGAGCUGGGAGAGAACCAUUUGGAUUUCCGGGUUGAUAAAGAGGCAGUGCAAGAAACAUUGGAUGAUUUGGAAACCACGCCCCGGAGCCCUGGCUAUGCCCGAUCAAGUGAAAUGUAUACCUAUAUUGGUACAAUGCCACGUCGGAACUCUAAUAGGGUAGAGAAAAAGCCAAGGACUGCCGAAGGACAGACUGGAGGAAGGAGUAAACUUGGGCCUCUGCCACCUGUGCCAGACAGUGAUCAAAAUGAGCCAUCGGAUAAGGAGCAAUCACUGGCUGAGGUGGCACAGCCAAACAAGAAGGCCAGUGUCGUUCAGGAAUGUCAGAGCCCCAACCAUUUACAGCCAAUGCUCUUUGACUCUAAAGCAUCGUCGUCAAACUCAACUAUUUCCUCAACCCAGUCAUCUCCUCAUCAAAACAAGAAUGAUCAGAAGAGUCAUGUUGAACCCCAAUUUAAAGAUAUUCAGGGAAAAUCCAAUGAACUUGAAAAUGGAGAAGUUCAGGCUUCAGAAGUUCAGGCAUUUUCUGCUGGACAACUUAAUCACAUAGGACCAGAGAUCAUAGAUGACAAGAGUGAGCUGUCAGAUGACAGUAACCUACAGAACAUGGAUUCCAAGUCAGAAUAUGUUAAGUUUUCAAAGGACAAGUAUAUCCUGGAUUCCAGCCCCGAGAAACUGCACAAAGAGUUGGAGGAGGAGCUGAAGCUGAGUAGCACAGACCUGCGGAGUCACGCCUGGUACCAUGGACGCAUCCCACGUGAGGUUUCUGAGAAUCUAAUGCAGAAAAAUGGUGAUUUCCUCAUCCGUGAUUCCCUCACGUGUGUCGGUGAUUAUGUGCUGACCUGCCAGUGGAGAAAUGAACCCCUCCACUUCAAAAUCAACAAGGUGAUGAUCAAACCAAACGAGGCUUUCACCCGCAUCCAGUAUCUGUUCGAACGGGAGAGCUUCGACAACAUCCCCGCCCUCGUCCGGUUUUACAUUGGGAACCGUAAGCCUGUUUCUGAGCAGAGUGGUGCCAUCAUCUAUUCUCCAAUCAACCGCACACUUCCCCUCCGAUACCUGGAGGCCAGCUAUGGGCUGUCCACUGGGAAGCACGGGCUAGCUCAUCCCUCAACCAAUCAGAAAGGUGGAUACAUUAAGAGGAGGAGUGUGACCAUGACAGAUGGUCUGACAUCUGAUAAGAUCAUCCGAAGUGACAGCUGUGGCAACAGCAUUCCGUCACCACAUCACAAGGAAACAAUCCGCAACUUUGCUCUGAGCAUGGAUCAAAUCAAGGACAUUCGCCACGGAAUGUCCCCAGUGAACGAGAUCCCUCUCUCUCCAGAAUACAGCACAAGCUUGAAGCACAAAAGCCAGCUAGGCCGAGUAGCAAGGAUGACGCCAUCGUCACCAGUACUUCGCCGGUCCAGUGAACCACAGCUUAGCCCACCGAUCGGUAACAGACUGUGUCAGGAGCCCAACAAGGAAAGGCCUCUGGAGGCUUCGAGUGGACCUCAUUGUAACAGCACACAUUCCACCCAGUCAAAUGGCUCUGUGCAGUCAGACCAGAGAGUUGCCUCAGAGAAUUGUAGAGAAUCAGAACACAGCCACUACUGUGAGCUACGGCCAUCGUCACCAAUUGACUGGGAGAGGCAGCAGUUGGAACUUGCCCUCAAGCAAAGUCAGCCGCUGGCAAAGAGCUAUGUGGAAAGGUUGAAAGUUGAGGAAAAUCCUAACAUAUCCAGCUGGCAGUCUGAGACGAACUUCGGGUUCCUUGAGACGGAGACAUAUCUCAGUCCAAUGCCCAGCUGCGCAGAAGAAGAAGAGGGGCUGCACUGCCAUUCGUUCACAGCCCCGGUCAUUGAACAGGUGUCUUCCUUUAAGCCAAACGGGUAUCAGUCACUGCUCAUUCCUUUGGAGAACAAGCCACUUGAGAUGACUGUUCUAAAGAAAGUCAAGGAACUGUUGGCUGAGGAGGAUGCAAAAACUAUUGCCAAACACAUCACAAAAGUAGACUGCACGGUGAGAAAAUCCAGUUUGCUAGGAUACUGGCUGUUUUCUAAGGAACUGCAGAAGCAGAUGGGAGUGAGCUCAGGGCUGGAGUUACUCACUCUUCCCCAUGGGCACCAGCUUCGACUCGACUUACUGGAACGAUUUAAUACUAUGUCGAUCAUGAUGGCAGUGGACAUUCUGGGCUGCACUGGCAGCACAGAGGAGCGAGCCGCCCUCCUUCAUAAAACUAUACAGUUGGCUGCCGAACUGAAGAGCAAUAUGGGAAAUAUGUUUGGGUUUGCUGCUGUGAUGAAAGCUUUGGAAAUGCCUCAGAUUUCAAGGCUCGAGCAGACAUGGAUAACUCUUCGGCAACGGCACACAGAGGGAGCCAUUCUCUAUGAGAAGAAGCUGAAACCCUUCAUGAGAAACAUGAAUGAAGGAAAAGAAGUAUCGCCACUGACCAACACAACCUUUCCUCACGUGGUUCCUCUCAUCACUUUGCUUGAACGUAACUUGGCAACUACUGACAACAUUGAGCCAUGGGAGAUCAAUGACAGUGGCGUGGAGGUGGUUAUGUCACAUCUGGAGGCUGCAAGAACAAUUGCACAUCAUGGGGGACUAUAUAAAACCAAUGCUGAACUGAAACUACAAGGUUUUCAGGAAAAUGAACAAGUCCUUGAAGUCUUCAAGACAGAGUUCCAAAUGCGGUUGCUGUGGGGGAACCGAGGAGCAGGGGGCAGCCAAGUCGAGCGAUAUGAAAAGUUUGACAAGGUCCUAUGUGCGCUAUCAAAUAAGCUGGAGCCUCUAGUUCGUCACAGUGAAUUGUAGCUUGGAGGGAAUAUCAUUAAUUUACAAGCUUGGUCAAAGGGAUCACUAAAAAGGAAUUUCCUAGUAUUGUGUUAUUUUUUCUUCUAAUUUAAUAUUUUUUAGAAAUCCCAUCUGUUUAAUUGACAAAGCACUAUCCUAAGAGUCAUUGGUAAUUCACAAGUGGGUGUGUGCACAGAAUCAUAAAGAAACAGGAAGAAAUGGGCAUGGAGGGAUGGAUUUCAAAUGGCAACUAUUUUCGAUCAAAGAAACCAUAAUGAUCUCUGACUUAAAGAGAGGUUUAAUAAAACUCUUAGCCAUUUAUUGCCAAGCUGUACAGAUGAGAGUAGUCCACAGUAAAAUAUUUGCGAAAAAUAAUCUCAUCUCAUCCAGAUGAGUAUUGAGGUGCUACAGAGGGCAUCAGGGAAUUUAUUUUAGACUGGAGAAGUGGGGAGAAAAAUCGGCUGUGGUUGUUAUCCAGUGAGUCAUGCUGGAAAACGGACCUGCAGUUAAGAUUGGAUUAAGCCAAGAUGCUACUAGUUUAUUGAGGCUGCCGCUCAAACUUGUAUUGAACAACAGUAAUGUGGAUAAGGUUCUGAAGUCUGAAAGUACAUUCCAGCAGAUACCAGCACCUUUUAGAAGAGGAACUAAACAAAUAGUGGAAAAUUUAUAAAUCUUUCAAAAGAUGACCAAACCUGAGAGGAUUUGCACUUUUUCAAAAAAAACUAACCAAAAAUAUUGCAACAACAUGCAUUUAUCUAGCACCUUUAAUGGAAAAAUGAUAGCUGUAAAAGUGAUGACAUUCCACUGCAGAAAUCAGACUUAUCUGAAUCCUGCAUCUUUGAGGUUGAAAGAAAUGUCUCAAAAAUCAACAAAACCAUAAAGAAAGAGGUGGGAAAACACUCCUACAGAGCUGAAUUAAAGACAAAACUAGUGUUGUUUGGUUUGUUACCCAUAAAAUGACAAGUCUGACUGUCUCACUGUGAAAUUAGUGUACAGUAAAAUUUUAUUCUCCUGCUCUAAGAUAAUUUGGGAGUAAAAUAGCACAUUAGCACUCAGUACCCAAUGUGAAUACAUCACCUUUGCUGUAUUGGUGGGAAGGGAAAUCCCAGACUGAUCAACAUGUUAAAUGGUUGGAUAAACUCAGAGUGGCAUCAAAAACAUCCUGUACAUGUACCAAUCCAGCUAUGGUGAAGAGUGUGCGAGGACAUCUCAUCUAAUGGUAGAAAGUAGCAUUUGCACAGGGAAGGCAAGGCUGAACAACAGAGGAUAGAGAUCCACGCAGCUUCUGCCCAUUACCUGAGAAACUAGUUAGGAAGCAAAUGUUUGGUUUCCAAUCAUUAUUGAGUGACCUUCCCCACAUAUGAAAUAUUGGAUGUAGCUGCCAUGCCAUCUACACUUUCCAAUCCUUUAUAACUGGACUCAUUUGUGUUAAACUACUUUGAAGAAAGUGAAGCCCAAGGAAAUACACACAAGCAUCUACGGGAGACAAAGCAGAAGAAAGGUGGCCAGGGAGGGAGGGGGUGGGGAAGGGUUUUUACAAAAACUGGGUAAUUGUACUCAAAGUAGCUUUAUAUUGGAAAACUAACCUUUCCCUCAGUCCUGUAGAUCUCCUGCACAUCAAACUGUCUCGCACUGAAGAAGUGGAAAAAUGCGACAGUCUGGAAUAGACUCACUCUUUUGUAGCUGACUUUCUGUAUUAAAAGAAUACAGAACUUAAGUUCAAAAUACAUCGUUACACAUGUACUUGAAAGUAUUGACCACGUUAGUAAAUACAAAUACAGAAAGACACAUAAGUGGUAUAUCUUAUUGCUAAAGCCGAUGAACUGCGUGUUGAACCUGAAUACUGGCCUUCACCACAGUGCUAAUGUUUACUGUUAUUCCCAGAAUGUUACUUUGGAGUGGACUUUUCAAGGGGGCAGCAUAAUUCUGUUUCAGACUGAUGACAGAAGCUGCCAAAACUACACUUUGCAAUUCACAUACAACAAAAUAAAAUAUAGCAUUCUAUCUAGCACACACCAUGUUAAGUGGUAUAACACGAGACUACAGAUGCACAGGUCUAAACAUUUAACUGAAUUACACCGGUAAUUAAUACAUUUUCAAUAUCAAUCCUGUAUCCCAGGAAAAGAGCGUACCUCAUAUGAGAGCUGGGUCCUGAUAUGGUCUUCAAGUCACUUAAUUCCACUUAUGUUCAACCACAAAACCCUUCAGUGUUCUGCUUUGCAACUAGGGCACAGUGUAAAUAAACACAGAUGUAUAUAAUUCUAUGUUCUUGCAUAAAAAUGCCCUCUUUGUUAUAGAAUAUAAUCCUGGUUGUUUAUGAAUGUAUUCAUUUGUAUUAAGAUAUGUAUGAUGGAAAAUAAGUGUUUGUGUGUCAUUUCAGACUUCAUUGGUGCAAUUAAAAUGAUUUUUUUUAAAUGUGCAAGUUAAUUAAAAGUUGAAAAAAUGCUAAUAAACUGAAAAAAUG
Pristis pectinata (smalltooth sawfish) is the source of this 5479-nucleotide messenger RNA. RefSeq names its product SH2 domain containing 3Ca (gene sh2d3ca). Gene Ontology annotation, molecular function: guanyl-nucleotide exchange factor activity; phosphotyrosine residue binding. Gene Ontology annotation, biological process: small GTPase-mediated signal transduction; positive regulation of peptidyl-serine phosphorylation. Bases 127 to 3036 code for a protein of 969 amino acids. The transcript has 12 exons. Lineage: Eukaryota; Metazoa; Chordata; Chondrichthyes; Rhinopristiformes; Pristidae. The record is from RefSeq and is a predicted model, not a curated record.